Messenger RNA from Myotis davidii, 1247 nucleotides. It is a transcript of the gene DENND10, whose product is annotated as family with sequence similarity 45 member A. The transcript is spliced from 9 exons. Gene Ontology annotation, cellular component: late endosome. Gene Ontology annotation, biological process: protein transport; regulation of early endosome to late endosome transport. Gene Ontology annotation, molecular function: guanyl-nucleotide exchange factor activity; small GTPase binding. The record is from RefSeq and is a predicted model, not a curated record. Lineage: Eukaryota; Metazoa; Chordata; Mammalia; Chiroptera; Vespertilionidae. Bases 1 to 945 code for a protein of 314 amino acids.
AUGCUCGGAGUCGGGCUGAUCGAAAAGGACACAAAUGGAGAAGUUCUGUGGGUGUGGUGUUAUCCUUCCACGACAGCUACGUUAAGGAAUCUGCUGCUGAGGAAAUGCUGCCUCACGGAUGAAAACAGGCUCCUCCGUCCCUUCGUCUUCGGUCAGUACAGAAGAACAUGGUUUUAUAUCACAACAGUUGAAGUUCCAGAUUCUUCAGUUUUGAAAAAGGUGACUCAUUUUUCUAUUGUUCUGACCGCCAAAGAUUUUAACCCAGAGAAAUAUGCCGCCUUCACUAGGAUAUUGUGUAGAAUGUACCUGAAACACGGGAGCCCAGUUAAAAUGAUGGAGAGUUAUAUUGCUGUUCUCACCAAAGGGCUAUGCCAGAGUGAAGAAAACGGCUCUUUCCUUAGCAAGGACUUCGAUGUCCGAAAGGCAUACCUCGCAGGCUCCAUCAAAGACAUUGUAUCUCAGUUUGGAAUGGAAACAGUUAUCUUACACACAGCACUGAUGCUAAAGAAAAGAAUUGUCGUCUACCACCCCAAAAUAGAAGUUGUCCAGGAGUUUACCAGGUAUUCCCUCUAUGUGAUUUCUUCGUACUCCAUCUCUAACACAGGUUACAUCGCCGGAUUUGUAGACUCGGAGGUGAGCAAUAGAGCAGACCUGUAUGAUGUGUUUGUGAAUCUGGCCGACAGUGAGAUUACCAUUGCCCCACUUGCGAAAGAGGCCAUGACAAUGGGCAAACUGCACAAAGAGAUUGGUCAUCUAAUUGUUCAGUCUGCAGAAGAUCCAGAGAAAUCGGACAGCCAAGUUAUACAGGUAACUCCUUACCCCGACGACUUACUCCUGCUGGUGGCCCGUCCAGCUGGACAGGAAGAGUGGCAAAGACGAUUCCCACCAGCGACAGAAAACUUUCUGUACCACCUGGCAGCAGCCGAGCAAAUGCUGAAAAUCUGACUGUCAGGAUGGUAUCACUGAGGACACGAUCACCCACUAACUAUGUAUAAUACUGAAAAUAACAAAGAAAAUGGUAUAUUUUAAUGAUUUAUUUGAAAGUAUUGAGAUUUGACCUGAAAAGCACUGAAACAUAGCAAAACACUUGAUUUUCUCUAUCUGAUUAGUUUCACACCUGUCAUCCAUGUUGGACAAGUGCUGUAACUACCGUAAAUAAGUUAUAAAAUGACCUGAUGGGCUGGAGUGAGAAAAAAGUUCUGUCGAGUUCUCGUGUAAGUCACAGCAGAUCCGAAAGCCUCCGUGAU